AUGGCCUUGCUCCUACCAUCAAUGGAAGUGGCUUUACUAUUGCUCACCUAUAUAAGACUAUGGAAACCGUUGCUCUUACCACCAAGACAAUCACAACUUUCAGACACACAAAACUUUGAUUCUCACAAAUAUUUGUCAGAGACGGCAAUGAAGUUGAUGAAGGUUCCAUCCCUCAAGAGAAUGAUCUCUUCACCAAGAGCUGAUACACAAUCUGAUUUCAAUGCAUGCAGUGCAUCAUCUGUUUCUGAGAAGGGUCAUUUUAAUGUAUACACUACCGAGGGGAAGCGUUUCAUAGUUCCCUUGGCGUACCUAUACAAUAAGAUUUUCAAAGAGCUUUUGAGGAUAUCAGAAGAGGAAUUCGGUUUGCCAUGUGAUGGCCCCAUCACAUUGCCUUGUGAUGCAGCAUCCAUGGAGUAUGUGUUGUCCUUGCUAAGAAGAGGAGUAUCUAAGGAGAUAGAGAUGCAGUUGCUUAGCUCCAUUUUCAUAUAUUGCCAAUCAACAUGCUCUAUGCUUGCUGUUGAGAACCCUCAACAAAUUGCAGUUCAACCAUCUUAA
Molecule: messenger RNA, 555 nt
Organism: Dioscorea cayenensis subsp. rotundata (Guinea yam)
Lineage: Eukaryota; Viridiplantae; Streptophyta; Magnoliopsida; Dioscoreales; Dioscoreaceae
Product: auxin-responsive protein SAUR68-like
Exons: 2
Coding region: 1-555 (184 amino acids)
Biological process (GO): response to auxin
Source: RefSeq, a predicted model, not a curated record